This is a messenger RNA of Triticum dicoccoides, 3366 nucleotides long. RefSeq names its product putative aconitate hydratase, cytoplasmic. The record is from RefSeq and is a predicted model, not a curated record. Bases 159 to 3179 code for a protein of 1006 amino acids. The transcript is spliced from 20 exons. NCBI's taxonomy places the organism in Eukaryota, Viridiplantae, Streptophyta, Magnoliopsida, Poales, Poaceae.
CUCCAACUUGCAUUUCUCUACUGGCUACGGUGCUUGUACUGGCCCCACACACUUGCCUUCAAUCACAGUAGAUUAUUCCCUCCAAUAAUUCCUCCUCCACUGAUUGGCCAUUACGACUCCAGUGCUCUGCCUGGUGCUUUUUCUCGGGCAAAUCCCCCAUGGCGUCCACGGCUGGACUCCAAACUUCCCACGGCCACUGGUUCAACACCACCCUCACAUCCUCCCAAUCCCACCUUGGCUUCCGCUCCUCCUUCCCGCGUCCUCCAGCUGGGGAUUUUUUGGAGCGUUCUCCUCCUCGUUGCCGCCGACGAUGCUCGCAUGCGGUGGCGGCGAAGAUCGUGGUGGAGAAGCUGGGGCAGGGAAGGUCUGUUGGACCUUCUCUGCCGGUGCCUGGACGAAGCCGCGAUGGCUUCUUGGCGCGGCGGGGGCGUCAGCAGCCUGCUGCCGCUCCCUGUGGCAGCGCCGUGGAGGGAGCGGGUGCGGCCGCCCCAGCAACCGAUCGCUUCGCGAAUACCUUGACCAGCCUCCCUAAGCCUGGUGGUGGAGAGUAUGGCAAGUUCUACAGCAUUCCUGCACUGAAUGAUCCAAAGGUAGAUAAGCUUCCCUACUGUAUCCGCAUUCUUCUAGAAUCAGCCGUCCGCAACUACGAUAACUUCCAAGUUACGGAGAGUGAUGUCCAGAAUAUCAUCGACUGGGAGAAGACAUCCCCAAAGCUUGCCGAGAUACCAUUCAAGCCAGCACGGCUUGUUCUUAUGGACAACACUGGCGGCCCAGCUGUUGUAGAUCUUGCAGCCAUACGAGAUGUGAUAGCGGAGCUAGACAGUGAUCCCAAAAAGAUCAAUCCACUGGUUCCGGUGGAUCUCGUCAUUGAUCACUCAGUGCGGGUGGAUGUAGCCAAGUGUGCCGAUGCAUUGAAACAAAACAUGGACCUGGAGUUUAGCCGCAACAAAGAGAGAUUUAGUUUCUUCAAAUGGGCGUCAUCUGCUUUCAACAAUAUGCUGGUUCUGCCCCCUGGUUCUGGGAUCCUUCAUCAAGUCAAUCUUGAGUAUCUUUCCAGGGUUGUAUUCAAAGCAGACGGUGUCUUGUACCCUGACAGCGUGGUUGGCACUGAUUCACACACCACAAUGAUUAAUAGUCUCGGUGUUGCAGGUUGGGGAGUGGGUGGUAUCGAAGCAAUGGCCGCAAUGCUUGGGCAGCCAAUGAGCAUGGUUUUACCAGGUGUGGUUGGAUUCAAGCUGACCGGAAAGUUACAGGAUGGUGUCACUACUACAGACCUUGCCCUUACUUUGACCCAAAUGCUAAGGAAGCAUGGUGUUGUUGGCAAAUUUAUUGAAUUUUACGGUGAGGGUGUGGGCAGCAUCCCUUUGCCUGCUAGAGCCACAAUCGCAAACAUGACUCCGGAAUAUGGCGCUACCAUGGGAUUUUUCCCUGUAGAUCAAGUGGCAUUAGAUUACCUCAGACUAAUAGGGCGAAGUGAUGAAACAGUAUCAAUGAUUGAAGCAUAUUUGCGAGCUAACAAGAUGUUUGUAGACUGCAAUGAGCUUCAAACGGGACCAGUUUACUCUUCAGAUCUUGAGCUGGACCUUACUACGGUGGAGCCUUCUGUUGCCGGCCCAAAGAGGCCUCAUGACCGGGUUCCUUUGAAGGAGAUGAAAUCUGAUUGGCAUACUUGCCUGGGCAAUGAGGUUGGUUUCAAGGGUUAUGCAGUGCCUAAGGAAGAACAUAAUAAAAUUGUGAAAUUUGACUUCUAUGGACAACCCGCUGAAAUCACACAUGGCAGUGUGGUUCUUGCAGCAGUAUGCAGUUCCACAAACUCAUCAAAUCCUAGCGUUAUGAUCGGUGCUGGCCUUGUGGCAAAAAAAACAUGCGAAUUGGGUCUUGAGGUGAAGCCAUGGGUUAAGACAAGCCUGGCCCCUGGAUCUUUGGUUGUCACCAAAUACUUGGAACACAGUGGCCUUCAAGAAUAUUUGAACCAUCAAGGCUUCCAUCUUGUCGGAUAUGGUUGUACCACUUGUAUCGGCAACUCCGGCGACCUUGAUAAAUCUUUAUCAGAUGCUAUUGUAGAUAACGAUGUUGUUGUUGUUGUUGCUGUGUUGUCGGGCAACCGUAACUAUGAGGGUCGUGUGCACCCUCUAACUCGAGCUAACUACCUCGCCUCACCACCUCUUGUUGUUGCAUAUGCUCUUGCUGGCACCGUUGACAUUGAUUUUGAGAACGAACCUAUUGGAAUUGGAAAGGAUGGCAAGGAGGUUUACUUCAAGGAUGUAUGGCCCACAAAUGAAGAAAUCGAGCAGGUUAUCAAGUCCAACGUGUUGCCGAAGAUGUUCGUGGACACGUAUGAUUCCAUCACGGAGGGCAACGAUGCAUGGAACAAAUUAGUGGUCCCGAAAGAGACGCUCUACCCGUGGGAUCCGAAAUCCACCUACAUCCACAAGCCAGCGUACCUGGAAAAUAUAACCAUGACCCCGCCCGGCCCGCCCUCAGUGAAGGAUGCCUACUGCCUACUAAGCCUGGGGGACAGCAUCACUACCGACCACAUCUCUCCCUCGGGGGUCAUCAAGCCAGGAACCCCUGCCGCCAAGUAUCUGCUGGAGCGCGGCGUGAAGCCUGAGAACUUCACCACAUAUGGCAGCCGACGUGCCAAUGACGAGAUCGUUGUGAGAGGGGCAUUUGCCAACAUUAGGAUUGUGAACAAGCUUUUGGAGGGAGAGGUGGGGCCUAAAACUGUCCAUGUCCCUACGGGGGAGAAGCAUUACGUUUUCGACGCUGCCAUGAAAUACAAGUCGGAGGGUCAUGACAUGGUCAUUCUUGCCGGUGAUGAGUAUGGAGCCGGGAGCUCGCGUGAUAGUGCCGCCAAGGGGCCAUUGCUCCUGGGCGUCAAGGCAGUGAUCGCUAAGGGCUUCGAGCGCAUCCACCGGAGUAACUUGGUGGGGAUGGGGAUCAUCCCUCUCCGCUUCAAGGCUGGCGAGGAUGCAGAUUCACUCAACCUCAGUGGGCAUGAGCGUUUCACGAUCGACCUCCCUGGCAAGAUUACCGAGAUCCGUCCAGGCCAAGAUGUGAUCGUUACGACACAAAAUGGGAAAUCCUUCACUUGCACACUUUGCAUUAACACACAGGUGGAGCUGGAAUACUUUAACCAUGGAGGCAUCCUCCCCUACCUUAUUCGCAAAUUGGCAUGACUGACCGAUGAACUACAUUUAAAUUGUAUUAUCUAUAUGCAAUGUCAUGAUUUUAUUCUUUAUAAAUUGAUUACUUGUACCCCUUGAUUCCGUUUUGACUUUCAUUUUUUUAACAAAUUUGUGACGAAACAUUUGAAAAGACAGAGUGGAGCUUCGAUAAUAAUUAAGAGGGGACAAUUUACUUGAU